Molecule: messenger RNA, 3174 nt
Organism: Boleophthalmus pectinirostris (great blue-spotted mudskipper)
Lineage: Eukaryota; Metazoa; Chordata; Actinopteri; Gobiiformes; Gobiidae
Gene: adam17a
Product: ADAM metallopeptidase domain 17a
Exons: 19
Coding region: 135-2675 (846 amino acids)
Biological process (GO): membrane protein ectodomain proteolysis; Notch signaling pathway
Cellular component (GO): plasma membrane
Molecular function (GO): metalloendopeptidase activity
Source: RefSeq, a predicted model, not a curated record
CGUUCACUGCGGAUGUUUUGCAGUCAGUCCACUUCCGGGUAGCUCUGAAUCAGAAAAAGAAAACCAAACUGAGUAAAUCGGUUAAUUCUUAAAUUUCUGAUCAUGCCGGAGUUGAACUAGUACAUAUUUAUACAAUGAAGAUACUAUUUUUGCUCAACUUCGUGGUUUCCUACUGGAUAAUCGGCGCCAUUAAAUUUUUUAACGAAGAGGACCGCGAACAAAGCAAAAAAUAUGAUGUUCUCCACACAAUCCUGUCGGAUUUUGACAUCCUGCCGCUGUCGAGACUUCAGAUGCACUCCGUGCGGAGAAGAGACGUCCACACCCAUUCGCACCUAGAGAGACUGGUCAGCUUCACUGCUCUGCAGAGGAACUUCAAGCUGUAUCUGACUUCUAACACUGGCCUUUUUACUGAGGACUUUAAGGUUGUGUUUGUUGAUAAAAAUGGUGGGGAGAAAGACUAUGAUGUUCAGCUUCAGAACUAUUUCACAGGACAUGUUGUUGGGGAAGAACAUUCACGCAUCCAAGCACACAUAGAUGGCGAUGAGUUUUCUGCACACAUACUUACUGAGGAGUCUGAAUAUACAAUAGAACCAUUAUGGAGAUUCACAAAUUCAGCAGCCGAUGGCAGCCUUCUUGUUUAUCGCUCUGAAGAUAUAAAAAAUUUGAGUCGAAUGGCUUCUCCAAAAGUUUGCGGCUAUAUGCAGGCUCAGGACAAGUACUUUCUGUCAGAGUUGGGGCGAAACCAUGGGCCACAGGAGCAUGAACCCCAAAGCAGAGAGAAGAGGUAUGUCCAUGAUCACAGAAAGAAUACAUGCCCACUGCUGCUGGUGGCCGAUUACCGCUUUUACAGGCACAUGGGGAGAGGACAGGAGAGUGUCACUCUAAACUACCUGAUUGAGCUGAUUGAUCGAGUUGAUGACAUUUAUAGAAACACAACAUGGGAUGAGGAGUUCAAAGGGUACGGAGUACAGAUCCAACAGAUUAUCAUCAACAAAGAGCCCACAAAGCCUCCACCAGGCCGUGACCCCCGCUCCUGGAUCCACUACAACAUGGAAAACAGCACUGUGAAGGGAAAGGAAGCCUGGGAUGUGAAGAAGCUCCUGGAGCAAUUCAGUGCAGACAUAGCGGACAAUGCAUCCAGUGUAUGUCUGGCUCACCUUUUCACCUAUCAGGACUUUGACGAGGGCACUCUGGGCCUCGCCUAUGUGGCUCCCUCCAAACCCCAUGCGCUGGGUGGCCUCUGUCCCAAACCAUACUAUCCCUCUGCUUCAGCCAAAAAACCAAGCUACCUGAACACUGGACUGACCAGCACCAAGAAUUAUGGCAAAACCAUCCUAACAAAGGAGGCAGAUUUGGUGACCACUCAUGAGCUAGGACACAACUUUGGAGCCGAACACGACCCUGAUAACAUCCCUCUGUGUGCCCCCACUGAUGACCAAGGGGGCAAGUUUGUCAUGUACCCCAUCGCUGUGAGCGGGGACCACUACAACAAUAAGCGUUUCUCCAACUGCAGCAAGACAUCUAUUGGAAAGACCCUGCGGUUUAAAGCCCCAGUUUGCUUCAAGGAGCGAAACAGUAAAGUGUGUGGGAACUCUCGUGUAGAGGAGGGCGAGGACUGUGACCCAGGUUUGCUCCACCUCAAUGAUGACACCUGCUGCACAGCUGACUGCAAGUUCAAACCUGCUGUUAAGUGCAGUGAUAGAAACAGUGCAUGCUGUCAGAAUUGCACAUUUAAGCCAGCAGGAAUAAGGUGCCAAGAGGCCAUCAAUGCAACAUGUAAAGGCAUUUCCUCCUGUACAGGAAACAGCAGUAAGUGCCCUCCACCAGUGAACGCAGCUGAUGACACGGUGUGUGUGGACAAUGGCAGGUGUCGAAAUGGAGAGUGUAACCCUUUCUGUGAGGCCAUGCAGAACCUCCAGUCCUGUGCCUGCAACGAGACGGAGCACUCGUGUAAAGUGUGCUGUAGGAAGGACGGGGCAUGUAUUCCUUUUAAGCUGACCAAUGGGAGCUACCUGUUCCUCCGCAAAGGGAAGCCCUGCACUGUGGGCUUCUGCGAUGAGGCUGGCAAAUGCAUGAAGCAGGUUCAGGAUGUGAUCGAAAGGCUGUGGGAUUUUAUUGACAAACUCAACAUCAACACAUUUGGCAAGUUCUUGGCCGAUAACAUUGUGGGGUCAGUGGUAGUGUUUUCCCUAGUCUUCUGGAUCCCUCUGAGCAUCCUGGUGCACUGUGUGGACAAAAAACUGGACCAGCAAUAUGAAGAAAACGCCAAGUGCUUUUACUACCCUCCCAGUAGUCAAGAAAUCUUGAGCAAUCUGGAAUCCACAUCCGUGCGCAUCGUCAAGCCUCCUCGAGCACACUUCUCCUCCGAAGGCCCGACCGGGCCCUCUUCUCUGUCCCCUCAGAACCAGCCUCUCAUGGCCAGCAAACCCGUGGCUCCAGGGGAGAGCUCCAGCCGCAGUCCGGACAGCGGCGGGGGCCCACGGAUGGCUACAAUCCAGGAGGACAGCAGCGACUCUCCCCACGGAGAGGAGGCCCCCGGCGCUUUCACAACCGCAGGAGCCUCCUCGUCGGCUACGAGAUCCUCCUGCGAGGAUCUGAGCGAGAACCCAACGGGCCGGGAGCGGCACCGCCUGCGCCGGCAGGACUGCAUUGACACCAAAGAGACAGAGUGCUGAGAGCCUUCAUCAUACAGAUAUUUUAACCUUCGUCAUUUAUCACUGGACUCAAGGCUUGUUCUGUAAACACUGGAAAGUUUGUUUUUAAUAGCUACUCAAGCUUGUUAUCUGCAUUUCAAAUUGAUUACAGUGGGAACAAUAGUCUGUAACUCACAUCAGUGUUGACAUCCUCAAAACAGUUCAAAACAUCAUCAGUGGCAGUAAUGGUAUGUAAGCGUAUUUAAUGUGCCUUUUCUAAUUGUGUGACAUAUCUAGUGAGUGUUAACAAUGUCAUUUGACUUAUUUAAGUUGUAGAGACAUGGAAUUCCUUCAAUACAUAUAUUAUUGUAACUUUUUUUUAGGGUAAUGCACUUGUUUUACCACUUAUGCCUUGAAUAACGUUAAAUGUUUAGAAUGUCAGAAUUAUUGUGCUUUCACUGUGAGAUUGGAACUGUUACAGCUGGUAUCUGUGGGACUUGUCAGUAAUUGAAGAACAUGAAUAAAAAAAAACCUAAAUGUU